CAUCUCUGCACGAAACAACAACUACUUGGUCAUCAUGAGCGAUGUCACUAAGCAAGGAUGGGUUACCUUCAAGGUCGGGAUAGACUACCUAAAGCAGCAAGACUUCGCUGUUGACAAGAAAAUUGUGUGCAAGCACUCACCGGUUCUAAGAGCAGCUUUUAGCUCUAUAUUCGAAGAAGCACAAACUCUAGUCUACCGCUUAGACGAUGUUGAGCCAGACCUCUUCGGGCUGCUUGUCAAAUGGUUGCAUUGCAAAAAAUCCGAUCAUCCAGGCCGUCGAAUGUGGAUGGAUGAUCCAGAUAUCGAGAUGCUUAUCAAGCUGUGGGUCCUCGCAGACAGAUUUCUGAUUCCAAGACUCCAGAACGAUAUCAUGGUUCUUUUGGAAUACUUGCUUCUGUUCAGAAUUCACGUCCUUAAGGGAGCUUGGAUUCGAUAUAUCUAUGACAACACACACCACCGGAGAGUGUCCUUCGGCAGUUCGCCGUCAUUCAAGUCGCGUAUUACGAUAAGCUCGAAUUUAGUACUGUUCCGUCGAACAACGACAUCGACAUACAGGAAGAUCAUGAGUUUUGGCAAGAUGUUGAGACAUACAGAACUCAGCAUCUGACCAGCUACAACCAUCGAUCCAAUACACUGGAGGAGAUGAUGUGUUAUGUUCAUCGUUCUCGUAUGGAAGCUAAUCCUCCCUCCUGCUUACUCCGCGUUCCAAAAGACGAUUGAGCAGGCAAACAGAACAAUGUCUUGAUGAGAGUAGAAGUCGAUCGAGAUUGCGAG
Mollisia scopiformis is the source of this 774-nucleotide messenger RNA. RefSeq lists its product as uncharacterized. Bases 35 to 607 code for a protein of 190 amino acids. Gene Ontology annotation, molecular function: protein binding. Lineage: Eukaryota; Fungi; Ascomycota; Leotiomycetes; Helotiales; Mollisiaceae. The transcript is spliced from 2 exons. The record is from RefSeq and is a predicted model, not a curated record.